Messenger RNA from Helianthus annuus (common sunflower), 1385 nucleotides. RefSeq names its product probable WRKY transcription factor 57. The coding region runs from base 139 to 1071 and encodes 310 amino acids. Gene Ontology annotation, biological process: regulation of DNA-templated transcription. The transcript is spliced from 5 exons. NCBI's taxonomy places the organism in Eukaryota, Viridiplantae, Streptophyta, Magnoliopsida, Asterales, Asteraceae. The record is from RefSeq and is a predicted model, not a curated record. Gene Ontology annotation, molecular function: sequence-specific DNA binding; DNA-binding transcription factor activity.
UAGAAACCCCCAACAGAAAUUUCACGCGUUCUUUCCCCCCUCUUUCUCUCUCUAAAAACCUAAAACCCUAGCUUUUACCCUCUCUUUCUUUCUCUAAACUAGCUUGAUUUCUCUCUGAUCUGCAACCGAGAUUAGUGUAUGGAUGAUAACGAUAAAGUUGAUCCGAUCGCCGGCGGUUUCUCCGAUUCCACGUGGACGUUCUCCGGCGAUUACAGCUUUUUCGGCACAGAUGUGAGAGAAAAUAGCGUUUUAAACGAUUUCGGAUGGAACUUUAAUCCUCAACCGCCGGUUUUCGAUCGGAUUGGAUCUGACGGUGCCGGAACCUCCGUAUCGUUGCCGGAAGUAGGUACAGUUGCAGGUGCACGUGCGGUUGCUAGUGAUGUGCUGUCAGGAUCUGUUGAGGAAGCAGGGGAUGUAUCGGUGUCUAAUCCGUUAGCUACAUCGAGCUCAUCGGAGGAUCGACCGGAGCUUUCUACCGCUUCAAACGACGCCGUUUCCGGCGGUAAACCUCCGUCGUCAGAUCGAGCGGGUAAGGUUAAAAGGAAGGGACCCAAAAGAAUUCGUCAGCCACGUUUUGCAUUCAUGACCAAGAGUGAGAUUGAUCAUCUUGAAGAUGGCUACAGAUGGAGAAAAUAUGGACAAAAAGCUGUUAAAAAUAGCCCUUUUCCCAGGAGCUAUUACCGUUGCACAAACAGCAAAUGCACAGUCAAGAAACGCGUUGAGCGUUCAUCAGAAGACCCUACAACUGUAAUCACAACAUAUGAAGGGCAACACUGCCAUCACUCGAUAGGGUUCCCUAGAGGACUAGUAUCUCACCAUGAUCAAGGUGUCUAUGCAAGACAAUUGGCCCCCAAUUCCUUAGCCCUGAACCCGGUAAACUAUUCUAGUUCCAGAUCACAGUUCCAUGAUCAAGUACGCGCUAUUGGUUCACUGCAACCCCAGCCACAAGUGCUGUCGAAAGAAUCAGGAGAUCAUUUUUCUCAAAAGAUGGCUCAACCACCAUCUCAAGAUUCUCAUAAAGAUCAAGGGUUACUUGGGGAUAUUGUGCCUCCACGAAUGCGCAAUCAAUGAUGUAAAGGUUGUAACAAAGUAUUGUAUCAACGAAACAAAAGAUUAGAGAUUCAACUUCACGGACAUUUAAGCUGGUUGUUGCAGGAGAUUGCACUCACAGUUAUCCCACAUAGACGCAUGAAACUUUUGAUGAAGAUGCACUCACGUAAAUGAUUUUAUAUGUGAGUCCACUAAAUUGCUUCUAUCUCUUCGUAAUUUGUUCCAUUUCUUGAUCACUUUUGAGAUCAUUAAAUCUCAAACACUAGUUCUUAUGUUGUAUUUAUAUUAACUUAUAUUAUACGUCAAAUAUAAAUUCUCUAUAACUGAUAUGGACA